Molecule: messenger RNA, 1235 nt
Organism: Synchiropus splendidus (mandarinfish)
Lineage: Eukaryota; Metazoa; Chordata; Actinopteri; Syngnathiformes; Callionymidae
Gene: mzt1
Product: mitotic spindle organizing protein 1
Exons: 3
Coding region: 190-411 (73 amino acids)
Biological process (GO): mitotic spindle assembly; microtubule nucleation by interphase microtubule organizing center; gamma-tubulin complex localization
Cellular component (GO): spindle; centrosome; gamma-tubulin ring complex
Source: RefSeq, a predicted model, not a curated record
UAGCUCGCAAGCUACAUGGUCAAUAUAGCUGCAACCGAACCGAUCGGUAGUAGUAAAUAUCUGUUGCGUUGCUUCAUGACCGUGAUUGAGUUGACAUAUGAGACGGUGCUUAUAUGAUGUUUUAAGUUGUUGAGCUCAGAACGUUGUUUUUCUUUACCGGAUUGGCUGACAACAAACCGGCCUGACACCAUGGCCAGUGCGCCCAACGCCAACCUGAAUGCAGUCCGGGAGACGAUGGAUGUCCUUCUGGAGAUCUCCCGGCUGCUGAACACUGGUUUGGACUUGGAGUCUCUAUCCAUCUGUGUGAGAUUGUGCGAGCAGGGCAUCAACCCAGAGGCCCUAUCUUCAGUGAUCAAAGAGCUACGUAAAGCAUCAGAAUCACUUAAGGCGUCUGAAAACUGCACAAACUGACAUUCAAACACAGUUUCAGGAGCUACUGGAAGGAACAACUGAUAUUGUUCCUCCAAGCAACGAUCAUUUUUUCCAGUGUCGGCCCGUACACGCGUUGUUAGCGGAUGCUGUUUGCUACUUCAGUGGCAUGAGAUGCACUUUUCCGAGAAUGAUGAAAAACAGUCUUUGCAUGCAGCAUUUUUUUUGUCAGCACUCUCCUGGCCCUUUUUUCUUCUCUCCGUCGAAGUUAAAACUUUAUAGUGAACAACCAGGAGGUGGCGCCGUUGAAUUAGUUUUCAAGUUAAAUCGUUCAGUCGUAUGAUCAGCGACAGCUGCACUGUACUGGGGUCAUCAAAUGAACCACUGUUAGUGUUUGUUUUUUAAAAUCCAAACGUCUACUGAGAAUCCUGCACUGCGGUUUCUCAUGUUGCUUUCAUAUUUUUAAGUACCUUGAACAAUGCCUGUAAUUUGUAAUUGAUAAUCCGAUGUUCUGCCACAAAUAUAAAGAUAUAUGUUGAAUAUCUGGUGUAUGUUCUUUUAAUUUCCAGAGAAACCUCAACACUAACUACUGAUCUCAGUUUUCAUUUCUAUGGCUUCUCUUGACAAAAGUCUACAUGGGCUACAACUUAGUGGCCCUCCAUAUUGUGGCUGUAUUUGGUGUACUUUGUGUUUUCAUCUGAGUGCUACAGCGUUUCUCUAUGAUCUGUUAAAGAUAAUGAUAAAUGUGUGUCCCACCAUUGAAAACCUUGGCCUACUAAAGGGUAGUUUGCGACUAUGGAGUCCCUUCUGAUGCUGAAGUGCUUGUAGUCCACACUUGAAAUGAACAAUGCAUCACAUAUCCAACC